This is a messenger RNA of Stylophora pistillata, 1515 nucleotides long. RefSeq lists its product as uncharacterized. NCBI's taxonomy places the organism in Eukaryota, Metazoa, Cnidaria, Anthozoa, Scleractinia, Pocilloporidae. Gene Ontology annotation, molecular function: protein binding. The record is from RefSeq and is a predicted model, not a curated record.
GACGGGUAUAUUUGUAUAUUGUCGUGAAGCCGUGCCCAUUCUCGGUUACAUUUAAGCCGUACUGGCCACUGGAAUUAACUGCUUAUUGAUAUCAAGGAGUAUUUUUAGCCGCGCCAAGUCUGAUCGGAUUUAAUUGCCCCGUCUUGUAUAGACGAUUUUGAUUAGGGCGAUAAAUUUGUUUACACAGGAUAACGCAAAGUCUACACGGCAGGGUGUAUUAAUAUUGGAACUCACUCAACAUGCAGCGCAAAUUAAGUUUGCCAGAUGCGAGAAUAACAAUGUUUCACCAACGGGCUCUCACGGAUAUUGUUGAACACUCGGACGAGGAAGGAAAAGAAUCUGCCGGCGAGGAAGACACGCAGAAAAGUUGUAAUGAAGGUGACGUCAACAAAAACGAACCGAAAACACAAGCAAACCUUCCGUUGAUGCAUCAAGUGGUUAUGGAGGGAAACUUAGAAUUACUUAAAGAACUAAUUAAAAAUGGCGCAGAUAUAAAUAUUUUGGACGAGAAUGGCUGGCCCCCAAUGCACUCAGCCAUUCGAUCUGGGAACACUGAAUGUGCAGCUAUUCUUAUCAAGGAAGGAGCUGGCGAGUUUUACUACAAUAAACAGAAACAGGACUAUCUUAGAAGGCUAGAACGUUGUCAAAAGGGGCGCAAGAUUUCGUACUGGAGAUGAGGAACGCUGAGUCAUACAUCCGGCUUGAACUUGACUUCUCAAAUGAAAACAUUGUAAUGCAAUCAAUUGUCGAUCACAGAAAUAUUUAUAAGUUCUACUGUAAAUACAAGACCUUGAGAGUUCUGCAAUCUUUUAAACAACUAUUCAACCAACGCGUGUGGCAAAUUGGCAAAUUGCUUCAACGAAGUUACAGAUCAUUUUAAACAGACAAAAGGAUUAAUUUAUAAACAGGCUUGAUAUGUCUUCCAUCCGUUCCUUCCAAACACGAUGAAAACACCUUUUUACGUGGCACGUGUCGAUACUCUCUGGUGUGGGUGCCACGGAGUGACGGUUUCGUUUUGAACAUUGUUUCCUCAAUUUGCUAAAGCCUUCCCUGUGACACUCAAAUAUGGUUUGUAACUUAAAGUACUUUUUUAAUGAGUUUUCUCGAGUUAAUCCCGCUUAGCUGCACUUUUUGAAAAUGCCACAAUAUCUGAGAAAGUCAGAACUCCCACUGUUCCAUACAAUGCUACUAAACUCACGUAGGAAACAAAAGAAAAAUUGUUUGUUUUUGACUCAAGGCCCUAGCGACGAUGUACGCGGGUCCUGAAAACGGACUGAUGAAUACUCUUGCCGAUUCUUACAAAUCUUCGUUUGCUAUUCAUGAACUGUAAAGCUAAAACUGAUAUGCUAGAUUGUACAGAGUUGCCAUGUAGAAAGCUAAAGGUGUUGAAAGAGAUUUUGUGUGAAUAUUUAAUCUCUAAUUCCGCGAUGAACUCCUUAAUCCUGCUUUGAUUUUGGCCGUAAUCCUUUGUGAUUAAAAUAUUUUGCAUAACAAAGACAUAAAUGUACAAAGGCA